AUGGCGAGCUUGGGCCGGGGUCCUUGGGAAUGGCGUGUCCCAGCUGUGCACGAGGCCCCAACACGACCACACGGGAGACACAGCCGCUUGCUGGCGCGCGUGUCUAUGCGGGUGUCCAGGCAGUUCUCUGGCACGCCGCCCAAUGCUCUUGUUGCCUUCCACGUCCUGCCCGCUGCCGGUGCCACCACCGCCCUCAGCGCUGCCAAGGUCCUCCGUCGUCGGAGGGCCACGCGAGGCACUUGCAGCAAGGCAGUGAUGACCUUGGUGGAUGGACACUACCACCUCUACAAGAGCUUCCACGCCACAGCGGGUGCCCAGCUCUGCAACCAGCGGGGCGAGCCGACAAACGUCGUCUACACCUUCAUGCAGCAGCUCGAAAGGAUCCACCGGGAGCUUGAGCCCUCACAUAUGGCUGUGGUCCUGGACAGCCAGACCUCGGCGCUGUCGCGCCGGCAGGUCCUGCCGGAGUACAAGAAGAAUCGGCGCUGCCCUCCCGACCUGCUCGUGCAAGUCCCAAAGGUCAUGCAGGCCUGCGAGGCCAUGGGCGUGCCCUGGCGCGCCCACGAGGACUUCGAGGCCGACGACCUCAUCGCCUCCUACACGCGCCGCUUCGUGGAGUGCGGCGAGGAGGGCGUCGUGAAGAUUCUGAGCUGCGACAAGGACCUCCUGGAGCUGGUCAGCGACAAGGUGGAGUUGGUGGACACCCGGGACCAACACUCUCCCUUCCAGCGGAUGGACGUCGCCCAGGCUGGCACAAAAACCAUCGGUGCAACGCUCGAACGCGCGGGGUGCGUGACGGUGCGUGUUUGCUCGCUCGUUUUGUUGCUCCAGUGGGCGACACGGCCGACAACAUCCCGGGCGCCAGGGGCACAGAAUCAUUCAGAGAAUCACUCGAUUCACUGGCAACAGAUCGACAUUGAGACAGACUUCAUGUUUGAGCAGACUUGCUGCACUUGUCCGAUUUAUGAUUUGACGCUGAGAGAGUUCUGA
This is a messenger RNA of Symbiodinium natans, 990 nucleotides long. Lineage: Eukaryota; Dinophyceae; Suessiales; Symbiodiniaceae. The record is from the annotation of a GenBank genome assembly.